Messenger RNA from Penicillium waksmanii, 1719 nucleotides. RefSeq names its product glycoside hydrolase family 47 protein. Gene Ontology annotation, molecular function: mannosyl-oligosaccharide 1,2-alpha-mannosidase activity; calcium ion binding. Gene Ontology annotation, biological process: N-glycan processing; carbohydrate metabolic process. The transcript has 4 exons. Lineage: Eukaryota; Fungi; Ascomycota; Eurotiomycetes; Eurotiales; Aspergillaceae. Gene Ontology annotation, cellular component: Golgi membrane; endoplasmic reticulum. Bases 1 to 1719 code for a protein of 572 amino acids. The record is from RefSeq and is a predicted model, not a curated record.
AUGAUACCCAACCGCAAAGGUCGCUCUCUCACAACUACGAUAUUAUUUCUUUUAGUCGCCUACUUUUUUCUUGUGUGGCUGCCUCUCCACCAACUCUUCUCCCACAAAGCCCAGCCGACUGUCAUAGAAAAGCAAUGGCAUAGGCUCAACAAUAUUCAUAUAAAUAACUCAAUAGAGAGGUUCCCUGUCACCUCCUAUAUCCCCCUACCGACAUCGCCAGUAUCGAUUCCCCGCAUUCAACACGACUUUCCUGUCGAAUCGCGACGAGAGCGCAAGGCGAGGCUCAAGAAGCGGGAAACUAUAAAACAAACAUUCUUGCACGCGUGGAAUGGAUACAAGGACCAUGCGUGGAUGCGGGAUGAGGUCUCGCCGUCAAGUGGCAGAUAUGAGGAUUCAUUUAGUGGCUGGGGUGCCACUCUCGUCGAUUCCUUAGAUGCCCUGGUCAUCAUGGGCCUCGACGACGAAUUUGAAAUCGCUUUGGAUGCGUUGAAAAGAAUCGAUUUCACGACAACUCCGAGCUCCUACGUCAACGUCUUCGAAAUUAAAGCCGUCGAGCUUGGCGAAAUGAUCUACAACGCAUUCGAUACGCAUAACCGGAUGCCCCAAAUGCGCUGGGAGUGGUCUGAAUCGGCGCAAAAUCUGGAAAUCCAACCUAGCGAAGUCACCAAUCUCGCAGAACUGGCCUCAUUGACGGUUGAAUUUACCCGACUCACCCAAUUGACGGGCGACCCAAAGUACUACGAUGCUGUUCAGCGGAUCACAGACGUACUAGAAAAGAACCAAAACGAGACUCGACUCCCUGGACUGUGGCCGACAAUUAUUGACGCCGAUCAUCUUUGGUUCGACAACGCGGAAUUCACUCUCGGUGGAUGCGCCGACUCGGCUUACGAAUACUUGCCAAAAGAGCAUAUCCUUCUCGGUGCGCAGACAGAUCAAUACCGCAAUAUGUACACCGAAGCGAUUGAAGCGAUCAAGAAGCAUAUGCUAUUCCGACCCAUGCUCAAGGACCAAGACAAACAAAUCCUCUUCACCUCAAAUCUGAUAGUCAAUCGAGGUGGCAGUGUUUACAAAGAACGGUUUCUCCAAGAGCACCUGAAGUGCUUCCUAGGUGGCACUGUCGGUAUCGCAGCCAAGGUCUUUAAUCGCACCGAGGACAUGUCCAUCGCACGAGAGCUUACCGACGGUUGUAUCUGGUCAUAUGACGCCAUGCCCACGGGAAUCAUGCCUGAAGCAAUGGAAGUUGCUGCGUGCGACGACAAGGAUAACUGCCCGUUCGAUGAUGCGAAAUGGUAUGAAGGCGUGUGGGGAGAACAACUGAAGACGGAUAGCGAACGACAUCAAGUGCAGAAGUUGAUCAAGCAUGAGCGCCUUCCAGCAGGCGUGACUGUCCUCCGGGACUCUACGUACAAGCUUCGACCUGAAGCCCUAGAAUCUAUCUUUAUCAUGUACAGAAUUACUGGCGACAAAUCGCUCCAAGAUGCCGCAUGGCGCAUGUUCAAGAACAUCGACAAGGCAACACGCACCAAAUUUGGACAUUCGUCCAUCGAAGACGUUCGUGACAGCGAGCCACAGCUGAGUGACAAGAUGGAAAGCUUUUGGCUCGCCGAGACGCUCAAAUACCUCUAUCUUAUAUUUUCAGAGCCGAGUCAUGUUAGCCUGGAUGACUAUGUCUUGAGUACUGAGGCCCAUCCUUUCAAGCGUCCAAGCGGAGGCUUCUAA